AUGAUAGAUGAAUUUUAUACAAAGAUUGAAUGGAAGACUAUGGUAAAUAUAUUAAAUGAUAGUAAAUGUAAAGUUCAAAUGAAAUAUAGAUGUUAUGAACUAUUUGUUACGAAAUAUAUAUUUUUGACAAGUACUAGACCACCUGAAGAAGCAUAUAAUUUUAGUCAAAAUAAUGGAGAAGAUGAUUCGAAUAAACGUAAUUUUAGACAAUUUGCAAGAAGAUUGGAUUAUGUUAUUAAAUUUGAUGGAUGUUGGGAUGAUUAUAUAAAAAUAAGAACUAUGAGUAUUUCAUUUAUGACAACAGAUGUUGAAGGAGCAAAAUAUAUUGAUCAAAUAGUUGAAAGGGGUAAAAUGUUCACUAAAGAAAUAGAUAGUAAACAUUUUGAUGAGGAUGGUAAUGUUUAUUGGAGAAGAAGAUUUCCUGAUUAUAUGAAAAAAUAUUUACAUAAUUAUCCUAAAUGUAAAAAAUUAUAUGAAUAUUAUAAAGAAUCAGAAGAUUAUUGUAAUAGUUUAAAUAAAAGAAAAAUAGAUGAUAUAAAUAGUGAUAUAGAAAUGAAUGAAG
Scutellospora calospora is the source of this 562-nucleotide messenger RNA. The record is from the annotation of a GenBank genome assembly. NCBI's taxonomy places the organism in Eukaryota, Fungi, Glomeromycota, Glomeromycetes, Diversisporales, Gigasporaceae.